GCUAAUGACCUACACUCUGGAGACUUUGGUCAGCCUAUCAUCACAUGGUGAAGGCAAAGCCUUAAAAAACCUCCAAGCUGCACGCCCGAGACCCCAGUCUUCUCUUGUGUGCAACACACCAGCUGGUCUUUCUCUAUCCUAGAAGGCCUGCGAGGUAACAUCAUGUCCAACACUGAGGAAAUUGUGGAGCCGUACGAAGAAGAGGAGGAGGUGAAUGAGGAGGAAGAAGAAGUUGUAGAUGAGGAGCUGGAGGAUGAUGAAGCAGAGACAAAAGAAAAGCAUGCAGGGGAAAACGAGCAGGAGGAGGACUCCAAAUGGCGGCCCAAGACAACUUAUGUGCCAAACAUUGCUCCUCCAAAGCUCCCUGAUGGUGAGAAGGUGGAUUUCGAUGACUUGCACCGCAAGAGAGUAGAAAAGGAUUUCAACGACCUCCAGACCCUGAUCGAGUCGCAUUUCUCCACCCGCCAGAAAGAGGAGGAAGAGCUGAUCGCGCUGCGUAACCGCAUUGAGCGCCGUCGAUCAGACAGAGCAGAACAACAGCGUGUCCGCACCGAGGAGGAACGGGAACGGCAAACCCGUCUGGCCGGGGAGAGGGCGAGGCGUGAGGAGGAGGCAGCCAAACUGCGCGCCGACGAGGAGGCAAAGAAGAAGAUGAUAUUCACCAACAAGUCCUUUGGUGGCUACCUGCAGAAGGUGGACCAGAAGAAGGGCAAGAAGCUGACAGCACGGGAGGAGAAAAAGAAGGCCCUGAUGGAGCGCCGGAAGCCACUCAACAUCGACCACCUGAACCAGGAGAAGCUUGUGGAGAAGGCGCAGGACCUGUGGCAGUGGCUCCACCAGCUGCAUGCAGAAAAGUUUGAGCUGGCCGAAAAGCUCAAGAGGCAGAAGUACGACAUCUACGUGCUCCGAAACCGAGUCAGCGACCACCAGAGGGGCUCCAAAGCAUCCAAGACCUCCCGCGGGGCCAAGGGCAAGUCUGGUUCCUGGAAGUAAACUAGACUGCCAAGUUGUUUCUGGACUAUUUAUCUCCUUUUUACAACAUGUAUCAUAAAAGCUAUCCAUUGGAUUGUAGGGCUGAAUGAUUUUGGGUGGGGAAAUCUUAAUUGUGAUUUUUCUGCCAGAUAUUACGAUUACGAUUCAAUUCACAAUUAAAAAAAAGGAAGUUAAAAAUUAAAAGUUUAGCUAAAGUUCAAUAUUUACUGGGUAACACAUAAAACAUGUCUUGGAUUAUUAUAAAAUGAGACAUCAUCAAAUCUGCUCUAUAUUCUUAUGCAAUGAUAAGAACAUAGAUAUGAACUGCCAGAAGCAUGGAACAUUAAACAAUCAAACAAAGAACAUGUAUCACAAAGGCAAAAGUUAUAAUAAUAAUAAUAAUAAUAGAAACAAUUCCAAUAAACAUGUAAGUACUUUUCUGCAAACUAAAAUUUCUGAAAUGCCUCAGUUCAGUAGCAGCAUCUACAUACUGCACCUUCUACCAUCAUGUUUAAUAAAGUAAUACAAAAUAUUGAAAGUGGAUUUGAUGGGGAACUGAAGUACAUGAUGUGAACCAAGCCAUAACAUCUUGAAUGAUAUACAUGGUAUAUAAAUAUCUGAUUGUUCUAACUUUGUCAUACUGGUAUUCAUCUGUUUACAAGCUGGAGAUUUUAUUAAAUCUGAUGGAAUGUGCGGUGGUGUUGAUUUCCCUGCUCCACCAGA
This is a messenger RNA of Etheostoma spectabile (orangethroat darter), 1695 nucleotides long. It is a transcript of the gene tnnt2c, whose product is annotated as troponin T2c, cardiac. Gene Ontology annotation, cellular component: troponin complex. Lineage: Eukaryota; Metazoa; Chordata; Actinopteri; Perciformes; Percidae. Gene Ontology annotation, biological process: cardiac muscle contraction; sarcomere organization; regulation of muscle contraction. The coding region runs from base 163 to 993 and encodes 276 amino acids. The transcript has a single exon. Gene Ontology annotation, molecular function: tropomyosin binding; troponin I binding; troponin C binding. The record is from RefSeq and is a predicted model, not a curated record.